Molecule: messenger RNA, 1545 nt
Organism: Trametes versicolor FP-101664 SS1
Lineage: Eukaryota; Fungi; Basidiomycota; Agaricomycetes; Polyporales; Polyporaceae
Exons: 18
Coding region: 72-1487 (471 amino acids)
Biological process (GO): proteolysis
Molecular function (GO): cysteine-type endopeptidase activity
Source: RefSeq, a predicted model, not a curated record
UCAUCUCCGCUUCCUCCUUCCCCUGAUCCCUCUUCAUACAGCAUCCGGACCGUAUCCUUUGCGCGAACGAGAUGUGGAGUGGUUAUCCUGGUCAGCAGGGUCAGCAAGGUGGUUACGGCGCACCUCCGGGUCCUCCGCCACCGUCUGGACCGCCUCCCUUUGGCUUCCCGAGCCCCAAUGCGCCGUCUCCGUCUGGAUACAACCCGGGAUAUAUGCCCGCAUACGGAGCACCCCCGGGUCCUCCACCUGGAGGCUACCCUCCACCUCCGGGGCCGCCUGGUUUCCCCAGCCCCAGAGAUCAUCAACACCAUCAACACCAGCACCAGCAUCAUCACCAAGGUGGUGGAUUUGCGCCCCCUCCAGGCCCGCCGCCGCCUUCUGGGUACGGUCCCCCGCCUCCCGUUCCCGCGAGACCUGGCUCGGACAACCGGUACCAGUCGCCGGCAGGGCCUCCCCCAGGGCAAUAUGGGGGAUACCAGCCGCCUCAGGGCCCGCCUCCACCUCCUCCUAGUCAGCAACAGAGCUACGGCCCUUCGUUCGAAGACGCGCAGCACCACCAGCGUCAGCUCUACUUCCAGUACUCUCAGUGCACUGGAAAGAAGAAAGCGCUUUGUAUCGGUAUCAACUACUUCGGGCAGUCGGCAGAGCUGAAAGGUUGUAUCAAUGACGCGCGUAACGUCGUGCAGUUCCUCAAAGAACUGUGGGGCUACAAGGAGGAUGAUAUAGUCGUGUUGACAGACGACGCGCAAAACCCUCGUCAGAUUCCCUCUAGGGACAACAUCCUUGCAGCUAUGCAAUGGCUUGUCCGUGACGCGCAACCCAAUGACUCACUCUUCUUCCACUACUCCGGACACGGUGGACAGACAAAGGACCUCGACGGCGACGAGGCGGACGGCUACGAUGAAGUGAUCUACCCCAACGACUUCGAACGCGCCGGUCACAUCGUCGACGACAUUAUGCAUGACAUCAUGGUCAAGCCCCUGCCUGCGGGGUGCCGUUUGACUGCAAUUUUCGAUUCGUGCCAUUCCGGUUCAGCUUUGGACCUGCCGUACAUCUAUUCGACGGAGGGCAAGGUCAAGGAGCCGAACCUGGCCGCGGAAGCCGGUCAGGGCCUCCUCUCUGCCGUCACUUCUUACGCCCGUGGAGACAUGGGCGGCGUGUUUUCGUCGGUGUCUGGGCUGUUGAAAUCCGCGACCGGUAACAACCAGCGCGCCGAUAAGAUCACUAAGGCCACCAGGACGUCGCCCGCGGAUGUGAUCUCCUGGAGCGGCUGCAAGGAUUCCCAGACGAGCGCCGACACAGUGGAGGCUGGGCAGAGCACCGGCGCAAUGAGCUACGCGUUCAUAUCCUGCCUACGGCAAAACAAGCAGCAGAGCUAUCAGCAGCUGCUCCAGAACAUCCGCGCCAUCCUCAAGGCGAAGUACAGUCAGAAGCCACAACUGUCGAGCUCCCAUCCCAUGGACGUGAACUUGCUCUUCCUCUGCUGAGCGUGGACAAAUGUAUAAGAGAAUCUUGGACUCUUGAAUUCGUGUCUCUUGUUGUACG